This is a messenger RNA of Dioscorea cayenensis subsp. rotundata (Guinea yam), 1467 nucleotides long. RefSeq lists its product as uncharacterized. The coding region runs from base 1 to 1467 and encodes 488 amino acids. The transcript is spliced from 2 exons. NCBI's taxonomy places the organism in Eukaryota, Viridiplantae, Streptophyta, Magnoliopsida, Dioscoreales, Dioscoreaceae. The record is from RefSeq and is a predicted model, not a curated record.
AUGAGAGAGACCUAUUCUGGUGGGAGUCCAUCAAAAAGAGAAGAACCAGAAGAUUUGUCAAAAGCUAUCGUCCCUUUUGUCUCUCCUCAGGAUGCUGGCAGAGUAGUAGAUGCAGGAACAUCUUCACCGGAUGUGCCCACAGGUGUUAAAGACAGAGAUGAUCUCUUGAGAUGGGUUCGUGAGUCUUUUCUAGGUGCUUAUGAUCAGAGAGUAGAGGAAGAUGAACAGGAGGACUCCGCUAUAGUUCCAGAAGGAGAAGGUUCAGAAGAACAACAGCCUAGGGGUGAAGAUGCUGCAGAAGAAGAAGCAAACCCAGCACAAGCAGAAGAAGAUGCCAAUGAAAGAAGUACAGAUGCUCCCACAAGUGCUGAAGAAGAAGCUGUUGCUAUACUCAGUGAGGUUCUGGAAAAUAUUCACCAGAAUAUCGAUGUUCCUGGAGAUACAGAACAUGUCGCAGCACCUGCUAUAACAUCUUCUGCAACAUUUGACAGUUCACAUAGUUCUGAUGAGAUCCCACUCAAAGAUCGUGUUGCCCAGAUUGCUAAAGGGAGAAAGAACAAGAGAAAGUGUAUUGAAGCUGCGAAACAGGGGGAGAAACCAUUAGCAAGUUCUAAGAAAGAAAAGAAGAAGAAAGCAACCCAACAGGCAAAAGACAGUAAUGAAGACGAUUUUCGUGACAAAGCAUCUAAGAAGAAGUUUGAAUCUGUUGAAAGGAGAGGAGUUGUGGUUGAAAGGAUGAUUGAUGGAGGAGCUUUUGAGAAGUAUGGGUUAACUGAACUGCUGCAACAAAGAAGUUUAUGCAAGUCUGCAACAUUUCCAGAAAGCUAUAGUUUGUCUCUAGUGCAGGAAUUUUACAGUAAUUUACUACCCUCUGACAAAGACAUCACUAGAGUCUAUGUUCGAGGUAAGUGGAUCCCUUUUACUCCCGCUUGUCUGAAUAAAUUCUUGGAGUUUAAACCAGAGGUGAUAGGAAACUUUGAAGAAGGGCUUGAGUUGAAUAAAGAAGUUCUGAAAGAGAUCACUGGAGGAAGAACAGAGUCAUGGGGAGAAGAGACAAAACUCCCAGCAUCCACCCUCACGGCCAAGUACAAUGUUCUGUUUAGACUUGGCAUUCAGAAUUGGUUACCAAGCCCACACAAUUCCAGUAUAGUGAAGGAGCUCGCGCUUUUAUUGUUUGCUGUUGGCACUAGCAAGAAGUUCAAUCUGGGAAGGCUGAUCUUCCAGAAUAUUGUGAAAGAAGCUGACUGUACAAGCUCCUCAACAUCACUUGGGUAUCUUGUACUGCUGUUGCAGUAUUUGUUACAACAUGGAGUACAACUCAGGAAGGGCGAAGCAGUCACAGCAGUGAAUAAGCUGAAGAUUUCUCAGAAGCUGUUCAGCCCAGGUAAGAAGAUUGAUUUACCUGUAGGAAGGGUGUCUCCACCACCAAUGCUUGAAGAUGAAGAAUAUGAGAAGAUGUUGAAAUAG